Clunio marinus is the source of this 820-nucleotide messenger RNA. The record is from the annotation of a GenBank genome assembly. NCBI's taxonomy places the organism in Eukaryota, Metazoa, Arthropoda, Insecta, Diptera, Chironomidae.
GCACUUUUUGUUUACUUUUUUUUACAUAAUUUCAAAGCAAUCUUUUCGUGAACUUUUAAGUAAUAAAAAACAGAUUGAUGUUUAUGACAGCUAUUGGAAAUUGUAGUCGAGUAAUUCAAGGAUUCAAUUCACAACGAUUGGGAUCAUUUAUAAACAGUUUCGUUAAAGGAAUAAGUACUGGUAGUGCCUUAAAUAUGGAUUCGAUUAAGAUUGCAACUUACGAGGAAGUUAAAGACUUGCCAAACCAUCCUGAAAAGUUGUUGAUUGACGUCCGUGAACCAACUGAGAUCAGCGAAACCGGAUCUAUACCAACAUCUAUAAACAUUCCAUUGGGUCAAGUUCGACGUUCGUUCUCUGAUGAAUUGUCUGACCGUGAAUUUGAAAUUUUAUAUCAUGUGAAAAAGCCAAAAUUAGAUGAUUACUUGAUAUUCACUUGUCGAACUGGAAAUAGAUCUAACCAAGCUAUUCAACAAAUUUUACCCUUAGUAUCUCAAGUUGAACAAGCCUUAAAAUCUUCAUCUGAAGAGUUUAAAGCUAAAUAUCAACAUGAGAAACCAUCAUCGGAUCAGGAAAUCAUUUUUCAUUGUAAAAUUGGUGGUAGAGCACAAAAAGGAGCCGAACAAGCGGCUUCACUUGGAUUUACCAAUGUAAGGAAUUACAAAGGAAGCUGGACAGAGUGGGCCCAAAAAGAAAAUCUUUGAAGGCGAUACCAAAGCUUGUUUGCUUUCUUCUAAGUAAGAAUACUGAAAACAGAAAUUGGUGUAAAGAAAGUUUCAAUAAAUAUGAUCAAAAUAAAAUUGAAAUAUCAAAUUGAUAUUAA